AUGGACAUUCCCAAACCCCAAUCCCUCUUCAACCACAUUGCCUCCAGGGAGCUCAAUGCCUAUCGAGUUAGGAAAAGGCCUUACAUGGAUGGAUUGGUCUCUGGCUUCAGCGAAAUCGGAGCUAUGGCCGUACAACACAAUGCCGAAGACACUGUUCCCCUCUCUCUCUCCUUCUGUAAGACCUCCAAAUUCUCUCACAUUCUAGCUUUAUCUGAUGAAGGUGGAUACCUGAGCUUGUUCGAUACUCGCAUCAACUUCCCAGAUUCCGCAACCUUUGAACAAAACGGAGAGAAAGCAAAGAUUUGCGAUUGGGUUUCUCAUUGUAAUGCUGUUUUUGAUGUUUGUUGGAUUAAGGAAGAUACCCAGAUUCUCACAGCUUCUGGUGAUCAAACAAUGAAGGUAUGGGAUGUUCAAGAAAAGAAGUGUCUUGGAGUGUUGGCGGGGCACCAUGGAAGUGUGAAAUCCAUAUGUUCUCAUCCAACUAAUAAUGAUAUUGUUGUCUCCGGUUCAAGGGAUGGAUCCUUUCGUCUUUGGGACUUGAGAUGCAGCUCCACGUCUAAGAGUAGACAUGGAGAACUUAACAUAUGUUCAACAGCUGUCGUCAAAGGAGCACAUGUUUCGUCUCUAGCAAAACGAGUUAGGAAGGGCAAGGCUGCUUCCAUGAGCAUUACAUCUGUUCUUUGUCUCAAGGAUCAGGUUUCCAUAGCCACUGCUGGGGCGGUGGAUAGUGUUUUGAAGUUUUGGGAUACUAGACAUCUGAAAAGUUUUGUCACGAUGACAUAUCCUCAGUCAACAGAUAAGGGAAGAGUACAUGGUAUAUCUAGCUUGUCCCAAGAUGACAGUGGACUUUUUCUUUCAGCCUCUUGCAUAGAUAACCGAAUUUAUCUGUAUAACAUCCUUCAACUCGAAAAUGGGCCUUUAAGGUCUUUCUCUGGAUGUCAAAUAGAUUCAUUUUUUGUAAAGUCUGCAAUUAGCCCUGAUGCAUCUCACAUAGUCAGUGGUUCUAGUGAUGGAAAUGCCUAUGUUUGGCAGGUUAACAAGCCUCAAGAGGAACCUAUUAUUUUGAAAAGUCAUGAUGGGGAAGUUACAUCAGUUGACUGGUGCUGCUCUGAGGUUGGCAAAUUAGCAACUUGUUCUGAUGAUUUCACAGUUCGGACUUGGAAUAAAAGCAGUUAUAUCUGCAGAACAAAAACUCCAUCUACCAUCCGAAGAAGAGUAAUGGCUAUGCCUAGUACAGAAUGCAAAAUGCUUUUAAAUCAUGAAGAAAUGUGCCCCAAGUCAGGAGACAAUGUUUUUUUAUCCAAUGAAUCACUGAACCACCCAAUUAAAUCAGCCACUCCAAUCACACCACCUAAAAUGAAUACAUAUGAAGGCCAUAAGAACAAGCUUUCCUCAGGAUUUGAUCAAACCACAUCUUCUGAAAAAACUCCAGAGUCUGCUUUGAAGAGCCCCUCAACAGUUUUGAACCCUCCAUCCUCCAUAAAAAGAACUAUCCGGGACUACUUUUUAGCAUCUUCAUGA
Molecule: messenger RNA, 1521 nt
Organism: Gastrolobium bilobum
Lineage: Eukaryota; Viridiplantae; Streptophyta; Magnoliopsida; Fabales; Fabaceae
Exons: 16
Coding region: 1-1521 (506 amino acids)
Biological process (GO): proteasome-mediated ubiquitin-dependent protein catabolic process
Cellular component (GO): nucleus
Molecular function (GO): protein binding; protein-macromolecule adaptor activity
Source: RefSeq, a predicted model, not a curated record